Molecule: messenger RNA, 1068 nt
Organism: Dibothriocephalus latus
Lineage: Eukaryota; Metazoa; Platyhelminthes; Cestoda; Diphyllobothriidea; Diphyllobothriidae
Source: the annotation of a GenBank genome assembly
AUGAUUGAUCAAAACUUCCUGGAUGUCACUUCUGCGACUCCGCCCCUCCCCCCGAACCAUGUUGAUACAACAGCAAAAUUUCGCAAUAAUUUAACUCUACAGACUGAUCAUGGAAUGCCGCUCUCGUUAAUGAGCUAUAACAGAGAAGAUACCCCCAAAACGCCACUGGAUUCAUCCCUUCUCUUAGGUUCCACAAAAACUCAAAACAACGUAGAUUCUCUUUUCGCGCCUUCGCCUUCCAAUCAUGAUUUCCUUGAUAUUGAACUUCCUGUCGAUCCCAGUACCGUUCAAGAAAUCAAGGACCUGCGUUUUAACGAGCCUAGAUGUGACACUACUAUCCGCCCAUCCUCGGGCCUGGUCACGCCGCCAGACACUAGGGUAGUUUGCAGUUCGAACGGCAGUAACCUUGGUGGACAUGACCCAUUAGCUCGUCAGGGUCUGCCAGACAAUGCUCCGGACAUAAUUGCCUCCCGACUGAGGGCUUCCCAUUCGCUCCAAGACGAUGUUGAUGGUAUAGCGGCGGACCAUCUCAAAGUUAUAAAGGAUGGUUCCGAGUCCUCCCCUCCCGCCCCUCCCGUCCUGCCCUCUAAACCCACAGCCGAAUCCAACGCUAAUCAGGGAGAAAUUUAUGACGAUGCUGAAUAUGCUGCUGCGGCUGUUGCUGCGGUGGACAGUGUCGUGUCUGCCCUCGCAGGCAACAAAACUCCAAGGGCUUCGGGUGCUCUGGAUCCAGCCCUGACAGGGACCGGUACGGAUCGCCUUUAUUCGCUAAGCCUCGCUCCGGGUCCUUCCCUAGUCAACUGCAAUUCCCGAGUCUGCAGGAAUUUCGGUGAUGCAGCGGACCCCUGCUGCAGUGAAUAUAUUACUUGUCCCAAUUGCCGCAAGGCUGUGCUGGUCAAGAUGCUUUUAAAACAAAGGAUGAUUCCCGAGGAAGCGAAGCACGUUUGUGAUAACUGCAAACGCUCAUUUGUUCGCGAGGACAAGCUUAAGCGACAUAUUAUGUCAAUUCACACCAUGGAAAAACCGCAUAUUUGUCAUAUAUGCACCAAGGCCUUUUCGCGCAAGUAA